CUUUGCCUCUUGUUCUAAUAGAUGCGUCUGCCUGUAAAUGGCUAACUCAAUCCUAUUCUUUUUCUUUGUUUUGGUUCUCCCUUUUGUCUAUUCAGUUCAGUUUAACAUAUCUCGUUUUGGGCCAGAGGUUUCUGAAAUAGCGUACCAAGGAGAUGCAAGAGCAAAUGGAGCAGUUGAGCUUACCAACAUAGACUAUACAUGCCGUGCCGGAUGGGCUACUUAUGGUAAGCAGAUUCCCUUAUGGAAUCCAGGUACUGGUAAGCCGUCGGAUUUUAGCACCCGUUUCUCCUUCAGAAUUGAUACCCGGAAUGUUGCGUACGGCAAUUACGGUCAUGGGUUUGCUUUCUUUCUAGCUCCAGCAAGAAUCCAAUUGCCUCCCAACUCAGCUGGUGGUUUCUUGGGUCUAUUCAAUGAAAGCAACGCUCGAGCUUCUUCUUUCCCACUCGUCCAUGUCGAAUUCGACACAUAUAGUAAUUCAGAAUGGGAUCCUCUUGACAUGAAAUCUCAUGUGGGAAUCAACAACAACUCUCUUGUUUCCUCUAACUCCACUUCUUGGAAUGCAACCUCACACAACCAAGAUAUUGGCCGUGUGCUGAUCUUCUAUGAUUCCGCUAGAAGGAACUUGAGUGUCUCUUGGACUUACGACUUAACAUCUGAUCCUAAGGAGAGUUCAAGCUUAUCUUACAUCAUUGAUCUUUCAAAGGUACUGCCAUCAGAAGUAACAAUUGGGUUUUCUGCGACAUCUGGAGGGGUCACCGAGGGAAAUAGACUUCUGUCAUGGGAGUUCAGUUCAAGCCUGGAGCUAAGAGAUAUAAAAAAAAGGCAGAAUGACAGGAAGGGGAUGAUAAUUGGUAUAUCAGUUUCUGGGUUUGUUUUGCUGACGUUUUUAAUUGUCUCGCUCAUCGUCUUCUUGAUUCGGAAGCAGCGGAAGAAGAAAUCAGAGGAGAAAGCAAACUUGACUUCGAUAAAUGAUGAUCUCGAAAGAGGAGCAGGACCACGAAGGUUUACUUAUAAAGAUCUUGCAUCAGCUGCCAACAACUUCUCAGAUGAUAGGAAGCUAGGGGAAGGAGGGUUUGGAGAGGUUUAUAAAGGGUACUUAAACACCUUAGAUAUGAUGGUUGCAAUAAAGAAGUUUGCUGGCGGAUCUAAGCAGGGAAAAAGAGAGUUCAUAACGGAAGUAAAGAUAAUCAGCAGUUUGAGACAUCGAAACCUUGUGCAACUCAUUGGUUGGUGUCAUGAGAAAGAUGAGUUUCUAAUGAUAUAUGAGUUCAUGCCAAAUGGUAGCCUUGAUUCCCAUCUAUUUGGUAAAAAGCCGCAUCUCCCUUGGCCUGUGAGGUGCAAGAUAACUCUCGGUAUAGCCUCUGCGCUGCUUUAUCUUCACGAGGAGUGGGAGCAAUGUGUUAUACACAGAGACAUCAAGGCGAGUAACGUGAUGCUUGACUCCAAUUUCAAUGCCAAGCUUGGUGAUUUUGGGUUGGCUAGAUUGAUGGACCAUGAGCUGGGUCCACAGACUACAGGGUUAGCGGGAACGUUUGGUUACAUGGCUCCUGAAUACAUAAGCACCGGAAGAGCGAGCAAAGAAUCUGACGUUUAUAGCUUUGGAGUUGUUACACUAGAGAUUGUUACAGGAAGAAAAUCCGUGGAUCCAAGACAAGGAAGAAUAGAGCCUGAAACAAGCCUUGUAGAGAAAGUGUGGGAUCUCUACGGGAAAGGAGAAGUUAUCACAAUUAUUGAUGAGAAACUCAGGACCGAUGGUUUGGAUGAGAAGCAAGCAGAAUGUCUCAUGAUUGUAGGGCUAUGGUGUGCUCAUCCUGAUAGAAACUCAAGGCCUUCGAUAAAACAAGCGAUCCAGGUCUUGAAUCUCGAAGCACCAUUGCCUCAUCUUCCAAACAAAAUGCCUGUUGCUACUUAUCAUGUGUCGUCUUCGGGUACUACAACAUCGGUGAGCUCUGGUGGAGCUAAGGUAACGUUUUCAAGUGCUCAACAUGGUCGUUGAGAAAAACAUCCGUUGUUGCUGUGUAUAUAGCCUUUUUCUUAAUCUUGUUUCUUCGGCUUUGUGUGUAUGUGCUUCUCUCUUAUUGAUCUUUCUUGUUUUUCCUGUGUAUGUGUUGUAUACUUAAUAAUCACUGUCCUUCUGUAAUCUGUAUUGUAAUCUUUCUUACAGUAGGUUUCAGUUUUUUCAUA
Molecule: messenger RNA, 2184 nt
Organism: Capsella rubella
Lineage: Eukaryota; Viridiplantae; Streptophyta; Magnoliopsida; Brassicales; Brassicaceae
Product: L-type lectin-domain containing receptor kinase IX.1
Exons: 1
Coding region: 38-1996 (652 amino acids)
Biological process (GO): protein phosphorylation
Cellular component (GO): plasma membrane
Molecular function (GO): carbohydrate binding; ATP binding; protein kinase activity
Source: RefSeq, a predicted model, not a curated record